Alternaria novae-zelandiae is the source of this 2151-nucleotide messenger RNA. RefSeq lists its product as uncharacterized. The transcript has 10 exons. The record is from RefSeq and is a predicted model, not a curated record. NCBI's taxonomy places the organism in Eukaryota, Fungi, Ascomycota, Dothideomycetes, Pleosporales, Pleosporaceae. The coding region runs from base 1 to 2151 and encodes 716 amino acids.
AUGGCGGCCCCUUCCGCUCAAGCCCGCGUCACGAUCCAAGACGCGUUCGAGCGGUUUGCAUCCACCGUCACGUCCGACGACCAACGACAAUUCCAUGUCACGCAGCUCAAAGAUGUCCGAGAGGCAGCGAUACAGAUCGAGCAAGAGCUCCGCGGUCGGCGGAUGCAAAGGAAUAUGGCUCGGCUGGAUCCAUUCCUUCGGGGAAUGGAGCAUUACUCCAAGGUAGUUGAGGUGCUGUGCAACGGCACGCCUUUUCUACCUUGGGUCUGGGCACCAGUAAAGAUGAUGCUUAUGAUCACGGCCGAUUCUAUCAGUGCCUUCGAAAAGUUGAUAGAAGCCUACGGCAAAAUUGGGGACAUAGUCUCUCGCCUUGAUCGUCUUGGCGUUGCACUUGUCAACGAUCACAACUUUCAGAACGUGCUAGCCCUAGUAUAUUCUGACAUUGUAGAGUUUCAUCGUCGAGCUUACAAGUUUGUGAAGAGGAAAUCAUGGUCUAUAUUCUUCGGUUCCACGUGGGCUGGCUUUGAAUCACGAUUCAAUGGGAUACUGCAGAGUCUGGCGUAUCACAGCGAGCUAGCCGACAAGGAGGCUGCUGCAGCGGACAUCGCUGAAUCCAUCCGACGUGGCAAAGCCGACAAUGACAAAUGGGAGCAACAAGAGCGCGAGUGGGCUGCAGUCAAGGUUCAAACAGUCCUCGCGUGGUUGGGAACGACCGAUGUUCUCCCAGCCGAAUCUCUCGACCGGCGCAUCCAACAUUACUUGCCAGGCAGCUGCGAUUGGUUCAUACAACACGAAGCCACUGAGCAGUGGCUGGGAGAUAGCGCAAAGAAUCCCUUUUUUUGGCUUUGCGGAAAACCCGGGGCAGGUAUGUCAAAGUACCGCCGUGGCUACUCACUUGCUGACCUCUGUGAAGGGAAGUCUACCAUAUGUUCUGUGCUUGUGCAACACACCGAGGCGAACGCCAUCCAUGUUAUCUACUACUUUUGUAGUUUUCUUGGAAGCCAAUCCGAUGGUCUAAGCCGUCUCCUGCGAUCCCUUAUCUCGCAAGUGAUUCAAAAACACCAGGAUCUCGCCACCUACGUCCAUGAUGUCUACUUCAAAUCACACCCAGUACCCACGAAGAAAGCAUUACUGACUCUUCUUACUGAACUUCUUCAAGGGUUGGGAUCCGUGCGGCUUAUCGUAGACGGCAUCGAUGAAUGGGCUGAACGAGAUCAAACGGAGCUUCUCAAGGAUCUUUCGCAGAUGAUAUCAACCGACCAGUCCUCCCAUGUCUGCAAGAUCAUGAUCGCCAGUCGAGAGACUAUGGUCAUUUCGCGACGCAAGAAGGACAAAUCGUCAAUAAUGAUAUCCCUCAGCAAGGGCGACGAGAGUUCUGCCGUCACUAAUGCGAUUGCCAAUUUUGUCGAUAAAAGACUUUCCGAUCUUCCUGAGCACUUGGAAGAGCUUGACCCUGAUUCCUCGAUUAUGGCUCAUGUCAAGAAGACUCUGCUUGAGAAGUCUCAAGGGAUGUUUCUCUGGGUGAACCUCGUGCUGGAAUCACUCAAAACGGUGUAUACCCCUGAGGUGCUACGUACAAUCGUUGACAAUCUUCCUCCUGAUCUAGAGGACCUUUACGAGCACAUCGUGACACGUCUCUGCCGUGUUCCAGGCACCCAGAUUUAUGGAGGCGUUCCGCGUAUCAUGAGCUGGAUCUGUUUCGCACGAAGGCCUUUGCACAAGUCGGAGCUACUGCACGCCAUAUCUAUGUUUCCAGACGACAUGAGCCCCCAGAUGCGAAGUAUACCUGUCGCCUCUAUACUUCACCACUUUCACUUCUCGGUGACAGAAUAUUUCCUAAAGGCUCCAACCUCCCGAAUUGUUCCAGCAGUCGAUGCUGCACUAGACACAUCGUCCGCCUGCGCCAUCGUCAUUGCGCGCGGUCUGGAACUCACCAACUCACCGGGCGAAAUCAACCAUAGCCAGGCCGAUGAACCCCUCAGACACUUUUUCAAUAUGCCCAUCUACGGAUUGAUGGCCGACGUACUGGAGUUCAGGCGAUUAGUCGGCCAGCUCGAUGGCGACAACAGUUCAGUUGAUGAGGAGGCUCAGCCUGUUCCUCCUUCCGACCAAGCCAUAGACAACGGGGGUCCUCCUUUUGCCGAUCACUAG